AUGACUUGUGCUGCUGCCUCUGCCUGCAUUUUCGCGGGAAUUCUCAUCUCUGCCAACGCCUUCACGGUGACCAUCACUAAUAAAUGCUCGAGCACCAUUGAUCUAUACACGCGCCUCGCUAAUGUCUACACGGAUGAGAUCGAUAUUAUUGUCCCGGGUGGCUCGAUCAACAAAUCUAUCGGGAAAGGUUAUGAAGGUCACUUUCGCAACGGCUCAAACGACGCUGCAACGCUCGUUGAGAUCUCCACCAUGGGCGAACUCGAUCUGACUUGGUACGACAUUGGAAUUAUUCCGCCGCGACUUCACCCCGAUCACAUAAACUGCAUGGGACUUCAGGAGUGCAAAGACCAUUCGGAUAGUGGAAUUGGUUUCAAUACCCCCGUGCAGAUCACUCCAACAUCAAACAUCGGCAAAGACGCAUGCGAGCAGCUUGAGUGCUUAGCUGACGAAUGUCAAGAUGCGUACAACUUUCCCACGGACGAUAAAAAAACUCAUUCUUGUGCAUUUGGCACUGAUCUAAUCGUGACUUUCUGUCCAAUGAGCGAGUCAGUGUCGAUCUCGCAAGAUUCCCCAGUACAACAAGAAACAGAUUCCGUUCCUGACACAAUGGAGGCACCUGCUGCUCCGGAUAGCAAUUCAAAUGAGGAUCAGACACAAAAUGAUGAUGUCAUUGAAAACUCAGACACUAUGGCUACAGAAGUCAUUAACUCAACGACUUCCACUCCCACACCAAACGAUGUAAAUCAAUCCGAAAAUCCUUCUGUAGAGGAAGUUUUUCGUGGUCUCACAUUUCAGAUGCCCACGGUCAUCCAUGGCACGAACACAAUGGUGUCUGCAGCUAAGAUCAUGAACCUACCGGUGGUCGUGACGACUCAGUAUUGCUCGCGUCUUGGUAAUACUGUGUCUGAGAUCUCGAAGAAUCUAGAAGGCAUGCAGGAUGUCAAGAUCUUUGACAAGAUGAAGUUUUCGAUGCUUGUGCCUGAAGUGGAACAUCACUUGACCUUCAACAUGCCGCAACGCAAAUCUGUUCUGCUCUGCGGUAUUGAGGCGCAUGUGUGUGUUCUGCAGACGUGUCUUGACCUACUAGAGAAGGGCUUUGAUGUGCACGUGGUCUCGGAUGCUGUAUCCAGUUCUACUAGCUAUAAUCGCUCUAUGGCUAUAGAACGCAUGCGUCAGUCCGGUGCCUACAUUACUUCAGUCGAGUCAGCCAUAUUCCAGCUAGUAAACGAUGCAAGUAACCCCGAGUUUAAGAACACAUCCAAGCUCAUUAAAGAGCAUCUUAAAGUGGAAAAUGGUUUCAUAGCCAGCGAUCGCAUGUAG
Messenger RNA from Plasmopara halstedii, 1320 nucleotides. Its product is annotated as isochorismatase domain containing protein. The transcript has 3 exons. Bases 1 to 1320 code for a protein of 439 amino acids. NCBI's taxonomy places the organism in Eukaryota, Oomycota, Peronosporomycetes, Peronosporales, Peronosporaceae. The record is from RefSeq and is a predicted model, not a curated record.